Schistosoma spindalis is the source of this 1200-nucleotide messenger RNA. The record is from the annotation of a GenBank genome assembly. Lineage: Eukaryota; Metazoa; Platyhelminthes; Trematoda; Strigeidida; Schistosomatidae.
AUGUCUGAAAAUCAACAACAAAUUGGUAAUAAUAAAAGAUAUGCCCAGUUACAAUCUGAUGAGAAUAUCAAUGUAGAAAAUCAAAAAUUACGUAAACCAUUAGGAAAUUUAUCAAAUAUAUAUAGAACAAUAGAAACUGAAUAUUCCAUUAAACGUCAUAGAUCAUUUAAUAAAAAAUUGAAAACAUGUUCUGCCACAACAACAACAACAACAACAACAAGAACAAGAACAACGACAAGAACACCAUCGUCAUCAUCAUCAUUAUCAUCAUUAUCAUUAUCUUAUGGAAAUACAGAUUCAAUGAAUAUAAUUCGACGUAAUGAAAGAGAAAGAAAUCGUGUAAAAUUAUUAAAUAUGGGAUUUGAUCGUCUUCGAGCUGUAGUACCAUGUCGUACAGGUGAACAAUUAAGUAAAAUAUCAACAUUAAAAAAAGCAAUAUGGUAUAUUGAACAUUUAGAUAAAGUAUUACAUGGACAAGAAAAUUCAUAUUCUCAUUUCAAUAAUCAAUCAAUAUCUUCAUCACAAAUGAAUCCAUUAAUUGAUGAUAUUGGUGAAAGUAUAAAUAAUAAAAUUAAACAAAUUGAUUCAUUUAUAUCAUCAUCAUCAUCAUCAUCAUCAUCAUCAUCAUCAUCAUCAUCAUCAUCAUCAUCAUUAUGUAAAUCAGCUGGACUAUUUGAAAUCAAUCGCAAUGAAGCAAAAUCAGGGACCUCCUGGUCAUCUUUCGAGAAAGUUAUGUCACCCUAUGGAAACAUAUCUAUUCAAGAAAGAAGAUCAGUAAAUCAAUUAUAUCUGUCACCGAUAUUUCCGACUCAUUGGGGUCAAAACAUUAAUACUAAUAGUAAUACUACUACUACUACUACUAAUCAUAAUAAUAAUCACAAUGAUAUUAAGGAAAUAACAUCGACACCAAUAAUUGACUCAACUUCAUACAAUAUCAUAAAUCCUAUUAGACAAGACCAUAAAACUGUACCACAUUCAUUAUCUAAUUCUAAUUCAUCAUUUAUUGAUUAUUCAAAUGAUUCCGGUUAUGAUAGUUCUAAAAAUCAAUUUGAAUUAUUAUCAAAAAUCAAUAAUCAAUAUUCAUUACCAUCAUGGUAUCAUAUUGGUUAUAUGCCAACAACACCAAUUUCAUCAAUAUCUAAUUCAUUAAAUAAUCAAUCCACUUUAAAUGUAUACAAUAAUAUUUCUAAUCUUCAAUAG